Messenger RNA from Phaedon cochleariae (mustard beetle), 3134 nucleotides. The record is from the annotation of a GenBank genome assembly. NCBI's taxonomy places the organism in Eukaryota, Metazoa, Arthropoda, Insecta, Coleoptera, Chrysomelidae.
UCGAGCGCGAGAAGGUAGUCCGAAGAGUGUUCCGUGCGUCCCUGUGUGUGUGAAUCCCACCCGCGGCAUGAAGCGUCGCGACGCGGGCCUCUUUGCCUUCGUCGCUUUGUGGACGCUUUUUCUGCAGUGCACGGACGCUGACUGGUGGCAGCUAGGUUUACCCAGUGCAAUAGAAAAUUCGAUAGAUCUGGCCCCAAGUGAACAAAAGGAGACUUGUAUGAAGCUGGACUAUUUCUCAGAACCACAAAAAGAGAUUUGCUCCAGAUACCAAAAGAUCUUACCAAUUCUUGGACUUGGUGCCAGACUCGCCAUAGAAGAGUGCCAAAACCAAUUCUCGUUCAGUAGGUGGAAUUGCACCACCUUUCCAGACAAAAACAGCACAUUCGGAAACGUCGUUUCAAUUAGAAGCAGAGAAGCAGCAUACAUUUCCGCAAUAUCAGCGGCUAGCGUAGCUUAUGCAGUCACCAGAGCAUGUUCUAAAGGCGAUCUCUCAGAGUACUGCAACUGCGAUAACAAGAUAAAGAAGAGGAAGUCGCAGAAAUUCAAAUGGGGAGGCUGCUCAGACGAUAUCAAGUAUGGCGAAGGAUUUAGUAAGCAGUUCUUGGACGUCCGGGAAGAUCCCAACACAGCACUGGGAUUAAUGAAUCUUCACAAUAACGAAGCUGGCAGGCGAGGUGUUCGGUCUCGAAUGCACAAAACCUGCAAGUGCCACGGUGUUUCUGGAUCUUGCAGCAUGCAAAUCUGCUGGAGGCGGUUACCGCCCUUCAGGAAAGUAGCAGAAGGUCUCUUCCAAAGAUACGAAGGUGCCUCUCACGUCAAAUUCGUCGAGAGGCGAAGAAAAAAACUGAAAGCCAUCAGUUCAGAUCUGAAGAAACCCAACAGAACCGAUCUGGUGUAUCUGGACGAUUCUCCAGAUUAUUGCGAGAAAAACGACUCGUUGAAUAUCCAGGGGACUCACGGAAGAAUUUGCAACCGAACCAGUCCGGGAAUGGAUGGUUGUCGGUUGCUUUGUUGUGGAAGAGGAUACCAGACAAGAGUGCGAGAAGUCGAAGAAAAGUGCAAUUGCAGAUUCGUCUGGUGUUGCAAUGUCGUUUGUGAUAUCUGCAGAUCCCGGAAGGAGGAACAUGUUUGCAAUUAAUUUUGUACAAAUCAAGAUUGACUGAAGAGAAUUUUCUGACAAAUCAUCACAGGCGAGAGUUGAAUGGUCGGUAGUCCUGUGGUCUCGAAUGAUAUUAUGUACAGAUGUGCCAAAAUGAGGAAAUCUAGGUCUGCGAACACAUGAGUUGACUGUCGAAAACAGUACACCUAGAUGAUUCAUUCGUGAAAAAUAUGUCCUACGAAAUAUGCACGUGAUGCUGUUUCUUUCUACUUUCUGAAUCCAUAUAUAUUACUUACUUCGUGCAGCUUGAAAUAUCUGAUUACUACAUAUUUUCUGUAUGAAUAUUUGAUAGUAGGCAUUUACCUAGUUUGUGAAUAAUUGAAUCUAGGGGUGAGAAUCAGGAUCCCUCGAACUCUAUAGGGAUUCCCUUUCGUGCGCUCCAAGUGAUGAAGAAAAGAUACUUCUAUGGAAUGUAUUUUCAAUAUAUAGAGGUUACUGAUCUCAGUAUGGUUGACAAUUAGUUCAUAAGAUUAGAAUGGCCAAGAAUACCUACCUGUCUACUUACCUAUCCGCUGAUAGAUUAAUCAGAAUUGAAAGACAUAGCUUAGUGUUUCCGCGAUAAUACAAGUUGUCUUUGGCUUGUGAUUGGUCAGAUUAUGUGAAAAUUUCAAGAUGAGUGAUAUAGUAAAAAAAAUUUUUUGGAAUUGUCUGUAUUAGGAUUGUUAUUGCAUUUUACUCAGCAUGACUUUGGAUAUCAGAAUAUAUCUUUUGAUUGAACAACUUUACUUCAACCAUAUAAUGCAAACUUGAAAUUGAGAAAUAAACGAAUCAGUGAUAUAUCUAUAUCAAUAAAGAAAGGUAGGUGGGUAUAAAUAACAAACAUCAUCAGAUACAAAAAAGUGUGUAAAUUUUGAUAAAAAUAUAUAUCAUCCACCCAGACCCAGAUUCAUGUUGCAUGUAUAUUAUUGUAUAUGGAUGUAUAAUGAUUCGUUAAUAAUAUGGAAGAAAGAAAUUCCGUUGAAUUAGGAAUGUUUCAGAGGACUUUGAAUCCAACAGUGACUUCAGAUUUCUCAAAUCUUUUCUGGUUUUUAUGAUAUACCCGAUGACAUUUUUUAUUCACAUCUCAAAAGAACUUUUUCAAUGCUCUUUCGGAUGGCGAUAGAAAUUACAUUAGCAGUCUCAGUUUCCGACUCAUUUGUUACCUAGUACACAAAUUUAUGAUUUCAUGUGAAUGCCAUGAAUUGAAUAGAGCAUUUUCUUCUAUUUUCACUUAUAAUGAAUAAUUCAUAUACAUGCGGUGAGGCGUCAGUCAACUUCGCUUUGUUGUCACUGUGUAUUUAAGAUUUUUUCAUCACCUUAUUAUAUUAUAUAUAUUCUCAAAAAGUGAUCAAUAAAAAUCAUGAAUUGAAUAACAGUAAAUAAACUAUCAUCGUCUUUGUCAUAUCACAAAAUAUUGUUGAAAUUUGAAUGAUGUCAUUCGUAUUUCAGACGACUAUGAUUCGGAUGCAUGGAAAUUAUAUCAUUUUGGAAGUACGAAAAUAUCCGUUUGAAUCCAAAUCGUACAGGUUGUCUCCUUAUAUUUUGACUCCUAUACCUACAUCUUCAACUAUACGAGGUGGAAAAAACUUUAAUCAUGUAUGAAAGUUGUAGGGUUUCAUCCGUACUAUGUUUUGGCACUCCUUUAACAAACAAAUACGAAUCGCAAAAUAGAGAAAAGAGUACAAAUCUGUUUUUUUUUUAAAUGAAACACCCUUGGCAACUUUGAUUCAAUGCUAUAAAUACAUGGAAAAUGGCUUGAGGAAACAUUAGCAAACUUUAUAACCUCCCAAUUCUCGACACUGUCCCAAUGAUAAAAAAAAUAAUCUGAUACCUCCUUCAUUUAUUAUCAUAGGUACCAUAAUAACAGAGAUCAGUCACCCACUUGACUGAUCUCUGCAAAAUAAUAAGCAAGUAGGUUAUUCCUACUAUCCCAAGAAUGUUCUGGCCACUGAGGCAGAAAAUAUUAAUCCUAUAAAUUAUUUAAUUUCCUUAUAUU